This is a messenger RNA of Physeter macrocephalus (sperm whale), 1067 nucleotides long. It is a transcript of the gene DDOST, whose product is annotated as dolichyl-diphosphooligosaccharide--protein glycosyltransferase non-catalytic subunit. The transcript has 6 exons. The record is from RefSeq and is a predicted model, not a curated record. The coding region runs from base 25 to 792 and encodes 255 amino acids. Gene Ontology annotation, cellular component: oligosaccharyltransferase complex; endoplasmic reticulum membrane. Lineage: Eukaryota; Metazoa; Chordata; Mammalia; Artiodactyla; Physeteridae.
ACCGUUCUCUUUUCCUUCUACAGGAUGGUGGCUGAUCCUGACAAUCCUUUGGUGUUGGACAUCCUGACGGGCUCUUCCACCUCCUACUCUUUCUUCCCCGAUAAACCCAUCACCCAGUACCCCCAUGCCGUGGGGAAGAACACCCUCCUCAUCGCGGGUCUGCAGGCCAGGAACAACGCCCGGGUCAUCUUCAGCGGCUCCCUCGACUUCUUCAGCGACGCCUUCUUCAACUCGGCAGUGCAGAAGGCCGCGCCCGGCUCCCAGAGGUAUUCCCAGACAGGCAACUAUGAGCUAGCUGUGGCCCUUUCCCGCUGGGUGUUCAAGGAGGAGGGUGUCCUACGUGUGGGGCCUGUGUCCCAUCACCGGGUGGGCGAGACAGCCCCACCCAACGCCUACACUGUCACUGACCUAGUGGAGUACAGCAUCGUGAUUGAGCAGCUCUCAGACGGCAAAUGGGUCCCCUUUGAUGGUGAUGACAUUCAGCUGGAGUUUGUCCGCAUCGAUCCUUUUGUGAGGACCUUCUUGAAGAGGAAAGCUGGCAAGUACAGCGUCCAGUUCAAGUUGCCUGACGUGUAUGGCGUGUUCCAGUUCAAAGUGGAUUACAACCGGCUAGGCUACACGCACCUGUACUCCUCCACUCAGGUGUCGGUGCGGCCCCUGCAGCACACGCAGUAUGAGCGCUUCAUCCCCUCGGCCUACCCCUACUACGCCAGCGCCUUCUCCAUGAUGGUGGGGCUCUUCAUCUUCAGCGUCGUCUUCUUACACAUGAAGGAGAAGGAGAAGUCUGACUGAGGGGCCGGUGCCCCGGACUCCUUACAACAGACAGGGAGGGUUUUCAUAAGAUUGCUUUUUCUCCCCUUUAUGGUGGGUUUUUGGGGGGUUUUGUUUUUUUAAGCCACAGACAGUGGCACAGCUUACCUCAGCGGGAGAUGGAACACUGAGUACCAAGGGAUGGGGGGUUAGGGAAUAAUUUCUAAGUUUUUCCACCUUGAGUGCUAAGUGUGUUUUUCACAUGUGAAGUCAACUCUCAUUUCUAAAAUAAAGAGAAACAUCGCCCUCAAACUUCA